Molecule: messenger RNA, 686 nt
Organism: Notothenia coriiceps (black rockcod)
Lineage: Eukaryota; Metazoa; Chordata; Actinopteri; Perciformes; Nototheniidae
Product: CUE domain-containing protein 1
Exons: 6
Coding region: 255-686 (143 amino acids)
Source: RefSeq, a predicted model, not a curated record
CCCACUUUAGAGAUUGUUUAAUACAGUGAAAUGUUUUUGUCAGCGAUGGAAAUGCUAACGUUUUAGCUAAAUGCUUGCCUUGGCUGUUUUGGUGCCCUUAUCAGACACUGUUUAGACAUACUGAAAUGGAGGUUCAGGACUGAGGUGGUUCUGCCAUCUUGAUCCCUCACAUCAGUGGUCAUAACAUCUGCUCUCUGUUUUUAGAUCGCUUGAAGUAUGAAUCAAAGAAAUCAAAGUCUCAUCAUUCAUCUAGUAUGGAGAGUUGCACAGGAGAACAGUACUCCGCAGCUUCAAUGGACGCCGUCUCAGAUGACGCCAUGUUCAGAGACAAACUCAAUCACAUGGGCAAAUCAACAAGAAAGAAGCUGUUUGAAAUUGCCAGAACGUUCUCAGAAAAGACAAAGCGGAGAAAGUCCAAAAGGAAGAUGCUCCUGAAGCACCACUCAUUGGGAACAGCCAACUCUACGGCAAAUCUCCUGGACGAUGUGGAGGCAAACCCCUGUGAGGAAGAUGGUCAGCCCAGAAGAACUAACACUCAGGAACAGAAUGAGCAGCGCCAUGAGCCAGUAGUAUGGCUCCGUCCUCUACUGGACUCUAUGGGUACAGUGGGCGGAGCCCCGAUGUAUACACGCCCUGUCAUCCAACAACAUCGACCCACCACACCGUCCCUGACCGGCUUUGGCUAA